AUGGUUCCAAGCAAGCAUCGUGUCCCAGAUGGUAUGAAAAGCAAAUUUGGAAUGCCUUCAAAAGAAUGGACACAAAAGUUUCAUCACGUUUUUUUGAUUGUGUUUAAUUAUCGCUACUCUCCUUACUUUAAAAGCAAAGUUGAGGAUGGAAAAGCUAGAAUUUGUGCUGAUAAUCUCAAGGAUGAAGAUAUUCAAAGGGCCAAUAAAAAAAGUUGGAUUAAGUUUGUGGCAUCACCCACAAAAUACUAUUCUUAUCACAGUUUACAUGCGACACCGGAAAUAAGCCUUCUAAUUUGCCAAUUUAACCAGAAACAAUUUUCCUUUUCUUGCGCUUUCGCUGAAGUUUAUUCUUUCACAAUAUCAUCGGCAAUUUCAAUCCUACUCAAAAACUUGGUUGAUCUCACCCUGUGUUUGGGAUAUGAUAUUGUUUCCACGAAUAGUUCAUGGAUUCCCAGAAGUGUUUCAGAAAUAGAAGAUGAUGGCAGAAUUUUCUUGAAAUUAAGACAUCUCAGCUCUCAAUGUGAAAUAGCAUAUUCUUAUGCUGGUACAGGACCCAACAUCUGCUACACUUGUAUGCGUCUCCAUGUGCAUAAUCAAGACAGUGACAAGAGAAAAUUCGUCCUUUUUACAACAUCUAUGAUAAAAGAUGAGAAUGGCUUGAGAAAGGUUUUCUAAAAUACCUGGAUAUUGGGAAGAAAAGGCAUACAGUCGGCCAUUAGUGGGAGAAGUUAAUCGCCAGAAAAUGCUGCUCAGUGAUGCCACAAGAAAUGGCUUGAGAAUGGCAUCUAUCUCUAUGGCUGUGAUUAUUUGUAUUGUUUUGGACAGUGGCUAUGUUUUACCAUGGUGAAUAAACCAAGACCCUUUAGAGCAGGGGUCCGCAACUACUUUUCAGCGCGAUCCAAAAAUUCUUCUAAUUUUUUCCACCCAAGCAUUUGGAAAGCAUAAAAUUAGUUAUCAAUUUUAAGACUAUUAUUGACCCUAUCAAUUUUCUUGCAUAAAAUAAAUGGAACUUAGCACAUAAAAUGAAUAAUAGCGUUUAUUAUGACUAAUGCGAAUUAUAAGCUUUGUGCUUAGAGCACAACAUGUCAAUUUAAUUUGGGAGAAGGUAACUCGAAGAUCUUCUAGCCUUGUUCUGUAUUUGUUCUCUAUGUAUGAAAACGUCCUUUCACAUAAAAAGGUAGUUCCGAAUGGCAACAGAACAUUCAUUGCAUCAGUUAAUAACUCCGGAUAUUCCUUUGCAACUGAAAUCCAAAAUUCAACCACGACAGACUGUCUGAAUGGCAAAAGUAUCGGAGCGCUUCUAAAAUGUUUAUUAUUACGUCAAAAUUUGCACUUAUACUGAUUGGCCAAUGUCACCGCAGUAAAUAAGGAAGUGUAUACUUGGGGAAACAUCCAUAAUUAUAAUCGGAGAUUUAUAUAGUUGUUAUACCUAAAUACGCUACACAGACGCGAUGCUCAUAAUUAUGGCAUAAUUGAAAUUGUUUUGCGACUCAGAGCGAGGUGCUUCGCAACCCAAAUUUGGGUCGCGACCCCGUAGUUGCAGACCCCUGUCUCGUUUGCUGUAAGAUUCAAGUGUAAUUUCAACACAAUACAUUCAGAUACUCAUUUUUGUACCUAAUUUCUUGGUUUGCGGCCCGCGUGGCCAAUAAAUUUCAAAAAGUGGCGCACGACAUGUUUUGAGUUAGAGACCCCUGCUCUAGAGGCAUAUUUUGGUCACCAACGCGAGCGAGGUUUCCGUACUGGAAACCCCACCUUUAGUUUAUAUACAUCAAACUCCAGAUUAAUAGAUGUUGUAAAAUCGAGUAGUAGUGUUUUUGGUUCUAAUGUUGCGAUUGAAAAUGAUUGAUAAAUUUCUAGAAGCUGACUUCUUUCUGCUUAAAUACAUGCAUACGGAUUUAUAUACAAGUACUAGUCCAUUUUCUUAAAUUUGUUUCUAAUUUUAGUGGCUGGCUAGUCUCUGCUUUAAAUAAUAGUUACCAUAAUGUAUCCAAAAUUAAAUUUCAUAUGAAUAUUAAUCGAUGGUUUAUUUGUCAAAAUGCCUCCUAUCAAAUUGAAAAGUUUCCCCUAUCUCGCAUAUAAUUUUAUUCAAAUUUGUGGAACCACAUCUAUGUUUUAAAAUUAGCUAUCAAUUAUUGGUCUUUGCAUUUGUCAUUUUUUCUCUACCAAGUCUGUGUGAUUCUUCAUAUCUAAGUCAAAAUUCCUGUUCAGUUUUUUUUUUGUAUUUCUUAUGCUAAAAAUACAAAGUAGAAAUUGUUUUGUUGGCUAAUUUUUAUUAUAGUGUAAUAAUGAGAUUAUUUGGAAAAACAAUUUUUCAAACCAUCGCAAAGUCCAUAUGAUUUGGGUCCAUAUUUUCUUCUCGAAACUUUGUUCUGCAGUUCAGUCCUUGUUCGAAUAAAUCUUCUCACAGAAAUGGUUAGAAUACUGGAUUCACUGGGGCUGAAAGGGUCCAUGUCAAUAUUUCCGAUAAUACGCCGUUCAUCUAUUACCCUUUUGCAUACUUGAGACAGGAAUUUGCUUUCCACAGAGAUUAGGAAGAGAACAAAUGUUUCGGAUGCUGAUAUGAUACCGCCUCUAUUACGCUCUUCAAAGCAAUUGGGAAGAUCGAGUCUCGAAGCUUGGUUUUGGCACCAGAAAGCACCUUCUCCACCUGGACGCUUUAUUCCCCAUUUUAGCAAUCCCCCAGCUAGGUACUCAAUCACCUUUUUGUCGCCUUUGGUUAUUAACGUUUGCAUGAAUGGCUCAGUUACUUGAAACGCUUUUUUUAUAAUUUUCGGUGCUGCAAUUUUGAUUAUGCGUUUUAGGUCCAAAUGAGAGAUUUCAGAAUUGUUCGAAUAUGGGCUAUGGCUUUUGCAAUUUUUCAAUGUAUUUAGCUGUCAUUUUACUUCUGGAUUCUUCUCUAGAAAUUUCCAUCAUAUCCGCUAUAACAACUGCCCAUGGUGAUGAUUCCUGAUUUAAUGUGAUGUUCAAAUCAUUCAAUGCAGUCUGCAGUGUCUUCUUGCAAUUAACACUUCCGUAGUCGAUUUCUACUACAGAUAGCCUAUGCCCCAUUUUCCUUCUAUCUCGUCAUCAAGCUGUGAAAUAUAUAAAAUCGGGUCUAAAACAGUGCCUAAGUGCCUGAAUAUAGCAAAACAAAUGUGAUGUAAAAAUACUGACCAAAUUUUUAGCAAACCAAAAACGGUCUCUAC
Molecule: messenger RNA, 3185 nt
Organism: Styela clava
Lineage: Eukaryota; Metazoa; Chordata; Ascidiacea; Stolidobranchia; Styelidae
Source: RefSeq, a predicted model, not a curated record